CCCAGCAGCAGCGCUUCAGUCCUACAGGAGCUCAGCCUCCCGUUUAGGCUCACCACACACUCUUCCACACACACAGUCAGAGACAGCGGGACAGGACUACUGACUGAACACACACCUCUAUCUCAUGGUGAGCUAAGCGCGCUGGUUUAAGGACUCUCUCAGCGCUAUGGGGGGCAGUUUGGGGUGCCACCGGUCGAUCCCUCGCGACCCGAGUGAACUGGGGCGCAAGCUGAGCGCCGCGUGCAACUUCAGCGAUGUUCUGGUGAAGCAGCAGCUCCAACUCCAGCUACAACAACAGCACCAGCAGGAGCUCCAGCAGCAGCAGCUGAACCCCUACCAGUGUCUGGACAUCAACUCCUGCACCGAGGAGGAGCUCAUGACCCUGCCCGGGGUCACGCGGGCUCUCGCGCGCAACAUCGUGCAGCACCGCGCGAGCAUCGGCGGCUUCAGGAGGGUGGAGGACCUGGCGCUCGUGAGCGGCGUCGGGGCGGCUCGGCUGGAGCUCGUGAAGCCGGAAAUCUGCGUCCGAGGCUCCCCGGCUUCAUCAUCCCCGGCUCAGUCCUCCUCCUCCUCCCCCUCCUUACGCAGCAGCUCCGCCGCCCGGCGGUGUACCGGCGUGAACGCGCACCUCAGCAUCACCAACACCGGCAGCGCGAGCCCCACUGACAGCCUGCCCCCCGGGGGUCCGGAGCAGAUGAUGUCAUCGCGCCCCGAGGUGACGGUGGAGGAGCGCGCGAGCCACGGCAAGAAGCCGCUGAUCCGCGUGGCCACGUGGGACCUGCAGCGCUGCUCCAGCGACAAGGCCAACAACCCCGGGGUCAGGGAGGUGGUGUGCAUGACCCUGCUGGAGAACCACAUCAAGUUAUUAGCAGUUCAGGACCUGGCUGACCGUGAAGCUCUAAAUAAGUUCUGCACAGAGCUGAAUCAGCCGUCUCUCUUUAAUGUGCGCAAGUGGAAAAGCCCUCGAGGAGUGUGGAAAUGCUCAGUUUCUGAGAAACCCACUGCAGAGUCUAGCGAGGGUUCAGAAUAUUCCGGGUUCCUCUGGGACUCGUCGGUCGGUAUCGAGCUGAAGGACACUGUGGUGAUUGACAACGCUGCUACUAAUGGCAAUGGAAACCAUGGCCAGACUAAACCCUACCUUGCUCAUUUUUACAUCGGAUCAUCUGAGCUCACCUUGGUGAACGUUCAUCUGAAAACUCCAGCGCAGAAGAAAGAGCAGAAUGGGCGGAAACACGGCACUAACCGAACAAAAAACCACAGACUGAAUGCCACUGUACACGACAGCCUUAAAGGGGUGAAGGACGUGUUGGUGUUGGGCGGUUUCGGGAUGCCCCCGGACAGUGCGGAGUUGGACGUUCUGAAGAAGGAGAAACUCCUUGCUCUCCUGCCCCCAUCUGUCUACACCAACAUCAGCACCAAAUCACCACAAGGCUCCUCUGCACUGGACAACAUCUGGGCCAGCCGGACAAUGAAGAAGAUCUACACAGGUGAAUGCUCUGUUGUGAGGGAGGGCCUGACCAAUCCCUGGAUCCCUGAUAACUGGUCAUGGGGUGGAGUGGCCUCAGAGCACUGUCCGGUCAUGGCGGAGUUUUACAUGGACGUAGUUAUGAAGGAACCGCUCCAAAACGGCAGCAGCAGCGUAGCCGUGCUGGAGAGGGAUGACAUCAUGCCAAAACACGAGCGGUGACCUUUAAAACGUAGGGACAUGGUCGUCGUGGUUUGACAAAGGGGUGACCUGCUGCAGUGCCACAGUGACAUCACUUCAGGACUGUUCAAUGUUUGAACAAAAGAGACUGAUGCUUUAACAGCUGUUGUAUAGUAGAAAUGGUGUAGCACUAAAUUCUUUUUAAAUGUAGAGAAAUUCUAUUAAAUCAGAUAUUUAAAUAUAAGGAGGGAUGUAUGUGUGAAUGGAGUGUGAAAUUGCACAUGUGCCAAAAAAACAUUUUUAAUGAAGUGAAAUAAAGCAAUACUGAGAUAUUUA
This is a messenger RNA of Astyanax mexicanus (Mexican tetra), 1981 nucleotides long. It is a transcript of the gene eepd1, whose product is annotated as endonuclease/exonuclease/phosphatase family domain containing 1. NCBI's taxonomy places the organism in Eukaryota, Metazoa, Chordata, Actinopteri, Characiformes, Acestrorhamphidae. The record is from RefSeq and is a predicted model, not a curated record. Bases 167 to 1687 code for a protein of 506 amino acids. The transcript has 7 exons. Gene Ontology annotation, cellular component: plasma membrane.